AUGCCCGGUGAUUCCUCUUCUUCUUCAUCAGCUUCGCCCUCUUCCUCCUCCUCUUCUUCUUCUCCCCAGAUCAACUCUACCCUCUCGAGAAUACGCAACAUCGCAUCGCACAUCAUGGCGCCUGUUUCCACGACAAACUUCCCCGCCAGCACGGUGCCACAAGCUCCCGAGGAUCCCCUCUUCGGCUUGAUGGCCGCCUACAGGGCAGACCAGAGCAAGGACAAGGUCGAUUUGGGAAUUGGAGCUUACCGCGAUGACAAUGCGAAGCCUUGGGUUCUCCCCGUCGUCAAGAAGGCCGACGAGAUCCUCCGCAACGAUCCCGAACUGAACCACGAAUAUGCCCCCAUCGCCGGUAUUCCCCAAUUCACCGGCAAGGCCAACGAGCUGAUGCUCGGCGCCGACUCGCCCGCCAUCCGUGAGAAGCGCACUUCCUCCGUCCAGACCAUCUCCGGUACAGGUGCCGUCCAUCUCGGCGCCCUCUUCCUCGCAAAGUUCUACAAGGGCAACCGCACAGUCUACAUCUCCAACCCGACAUGGGCCAACCACAACCAGAUCUUUGGCAACGUCGGCCUGCCCAUCGCUCAAUAUCCCUACUUCUCCAAGGAGACAAAGGGUCUCGACUUUGAGGGCCUCAAGUCUACCCUGUCCUCCGCUCCCGAGCGCUCCAUCAUCCUUCUCCACGCCUGCGCUCACAACCCCACUGGUGUUGACCCGACACAGGAGCAGUGGAAGGAGAUUGCCGCCCUGAUGCGCCAGAAGAACCACUUCCCCUUCUUCGACUGCGCCUAUCAGGGCUUUGCCUCUGGCAACCUCGCCCAGGAUGCUUGGGCUGUGCGCUACUUCAUCGAGCAGGGCUUCGAGCUCCUCAUUGCCCAGAGUUUCGCAAAGAACUUUGGCCUCUACGGCGAGCGCGCCGGAUGCUUCCACUUCGUCACCGCCCCGGCCUCCGACGCCGCCGAUACCACGAAACGCAUCGCUUCCCAGCUCGCCAUCCUCCAGCGCUCCGAGAUCUCAAACCCUCCGUUGUACGGCGCCCGCGUCGCAGCCACCGUGCUCAACGACCCGGCGCUCUUCGCCGAGUGGGAGGACAACCUGCGCACAAUGUCCGGCCGCAUCAUCGAGAUGCGCAAGGUCCUUCGCGCCAAGCUCGAGGAGCUCGGCACCCCCGGCACCUGGAACCACAUCACCGACCAGAUCGGCAUGUUCAGCUUCACCGGCCUGUCCGAGACGCAGGUACUGAAAUUGCGCGAGGAUGCUCACGUGUACAUGACCAAGAACGGUCGCAUCAGCAUGGCUGGUCUCAACACGAGGAAUGUCGAGUACUUUGCCAAGGCGGUCGACAAGGUUGUUCGUGAGACGAAAUGA
Colletotrichum phormii is the source of this 1365-nucleotide messenger RNA. Its product is annotated as aminotransferase class I and II. Gene Ontology annotation, biological process: L-aspartate biosynthetic process. Gene Ontology annotation, molecular function: L-aspartate:2-oxoglutarate transaminase activity; pyridoxal phosphate binding. The transcript has 3 exons. Lineage: Eukaryota; Fungi; Ascomycota; Sordariomycetes; Glomerellales; Glomerellaceae. Gene Ontology annotation, cellular component: cytosol. The coding region runs from base 1 to 1365 and encodes 454 amino acids. The record is from RefSeq and is a predicted model, not a curated record.